UGUUUAUUGUUCACAAGAUCCUGCAGGAAUGACCUUUCAUGCAUAAUUGUCACUAUAGUCAAUACCAUCAUCUGCUUACUGGGGAUUUUUGGGAAUGGUGUUGUCAUCUGGAUUGCUGGGCUCAAAAUGGUCAAGACUGUCAACACAACUUGGUAUCUCAGCCUGGCGAUCUCCGACUUCCUGUUCUGCCUUUUCCUCCCUAUAAAUGCUGCAUAUAUGGCCACCCAAAACUGGAUCUUUGGACUCUCCAUGUGCAAGAUCGCCUCCUUUGUAAUGUUCCUCAACAUGUUCAGCAGCAUCUUCCUGCUGGUCUUCAUCAGUAUUGACCGUUGUGUGUCUGUGGUGUUCUCAGUCUGGUCACGAAACCAACGGACAGUAAGGAAGGCAUUUAUCAUGGUUACCUUGGCCUGGAUUGUUUCCAUUGCUCUGAGCUCUCCUUCAGCAGUUUUCCGAAAAACUAAAGUCGAGGGAGGAAGAACUAAGUGCUACAAUAAUUAUGAGCUGUCCUCCAACCACUCUGCUGUUGUCUUCAGUCGGUUUGUGUGUGGGUUUCUGUUGCCUUUUCUGAUCAUUAUCUCUUGCUAUUCUGUCAUCAUUUGUAAACUUAAAAGCAGCCGAAUGACUAAGUCUUCCAAACCAUUCAAGGUCAUGUCUGCACUGAUAGCAGCAUUCUUCAUUUGCUGGUUGCCCUACCAUACAUUUAUUCUGCUGGAGCUAAACCAUAAUCACCAUAACAUUGAGUUUUUAAAAGCUGGCUUAACAUGGGGCACCAGUUUUGCCAGUGCUAAUAGUUUUUUGAACCCUAUUCUGUAUGUUUUCAUGGGCAAAGACUUCAAGCAUAAGUUCAAGAGCUCUUUGAUGUCAAAAAUAGAGAAUGCAAUGGGGGAGGAAUUUCGUACGACCAGCCGUUACUUUUCCAGGUCCAGUGCAAUGGAUGGCAGAGCCUCCACCCACCUCUGAGGCAAGAGGCUGAGGACUAUUUACAGGGGGCAGUCAUGCGCCAUGCUGAUGCAUUGACGCCUCUCAAGAUGUGGUUACCUGCAUCAAAGGCAUCUGCCAGACAGACUCAGUCCAUCUGAAUUCAAAAUUCAUUCAUUCAUGGAUUCAUUUUCACAUCCAAGACAGAAAAGACCAUGGAAUGAAAUGACCAGUUUAGUACAAUGGGGAACAUAGACAUACAGUAGACUGAACUUAAAUGAUGGAAAUAAACUGUAAAAAUUAGGAGUCACAGACACUUGGCAUAAUGCACAAUGGAGUUACUCUUGCUAGUGCAAACAGCCUAAAUCCGUUUGUAUGCAUUUAUAGGUGAAGACUAUAAAAACAAAUUCUGGCGAUCUCUGUCAUGCUAAACUAAAAGUGCACUUGUUUAGAAAACACAGACGACAAACAGAGGGGUCUCUGGUUCUCGUUUUUCGAGGAUGUGGUUGGCCAAAUGAAGCCAUCAGGUUCCCCUCGUGAUCCUUUCCCACCUUGAUUAUUUUACCUUGAAAUUUGGCCUAGCAUAGGGCAAACUGUUUUGGCCAUUACUAACAGCAGUCUGUCCUCUGUUGUGGUUACUGCUAAUUUUAAACACGCAGUAGUGCAGUCACUGCUUAGGAAACCUGACCUUGUCCAUAUUGUGUUGGCGAAUUACAGGCCUAUUGCCAAGCUGCCUUUUUUCUAAAGUCUUAGAGAAAAUUGUAUUUUGUCAACUAAAAUCUUUUCUGGAUGAGAACAGCAUCACAGAGGUUUUUCAGUCAGGCUUUAAAACCCUUCAUAGCACAGAAUCUGCAUUAUUAAGGGUCUUAAUGACAUUCUCCUUGCAUGUGAUUCUGGUAACCAUGUGAUUCUGGUUUUGCUUGACUUAACUGCUGCCUUUUAUACAGUCGACCGUAACAUUUUGUUAUCACGAUUAAAUCACGUAGUGGGCAUUGGCGGCACUGCACAUAAAUGGUUUAGGUCUUAUCUGGCAAGUUUCUGUGAAACUUCACAGUUUUGAAUUAUCAGCUGCUUCCCUGUUAUCUGGUGUCCCACAGGGCUCAAUUUUAGGGCCAUUGGACUUUUCCCUGUAUCUACUGCCUCUAGGUUCCAUCCUUAGAAAGCAAGGGAUCUCGUUUCAUUUUUUCCCUGAUGACAUGCCAAAUUUAUUUAUCGUUGAAACAGAAAGAUGCACUCCCCAAAAAAACAGUUUUGGUAUGUCUAGAUGACAUUAAAGUUUGGCUGGCCACGAACUUUUUAGUGGUGUUUGGACCCAGGGGCCCCUGUGAGUCUCCCCCUGUUGAUUUGGGACACUUGGCGACGUAUCGUAAACCUAUUAUUGUUGAUCUUGAUGUUAAGUUGGACAGUGAUUUUUAAGUUGGACAGUCAAAUUAGAGCCAUGGUUAAGUCUAGUUUUUACCACUUACAGUAAAGCGACUAUCCAGUGUAAAACCUUUUCUUUCUAGGCAGCACUUUGAAACAGUGAUCCAUGCUUUUAUUUCAUCCCGUCUGGAUUACUGUAACUUACUUUAUGCAGGAGUCAGCCAGUCAUUACUCUCACGUCUGCAGCUGGUUCAAAAUGCCGCUGCACGACUUUUAACAGGCACUGGUAAAAGAGAGCACAUAACCCCUGUCCUGGCCUCACUCCACUGGCUGGGGUCGUUAUAGUCAAUCUGUAGUCACGCUGCAUAGUGGAUGACCGCUGGCACUGUUGAAUCUGGACUAUGUUUCAUUAACUAUCAAGCAGGCUGCAUCUCAGUUACCAUUGUCAACUUAACAUGGUACUCCAGCUAGCAUCGCAAAUCAAACUUGUAGAUGAUAUAAGCUGGGGCCGUGGGGCACCUUGUCUCAGGAUGUCUUUAUUAAAAUAACUAAGGCCUUAUUGUUUAAAUGUGUAUUUGAUGCAUAAUGCUAAAUGCAGCUUACUAGUUCCUAUUAAAUGUAAUUAAAUAAUCAUGUCCACCUUCUUUAAAAUAACAAAAAUAUAUCUUAAAUUCUUACACCCCUGCCUGAGUCCACAGUUCCUGAGUCCCCUUCCCUUCCAUGGCUUAUGAGAUAAGAAAAGCAGACUUCUGUUUGCCUGGUCGAUCAUUUCUAGCUGCUAUUUAGGUUCUUCCUCAAAUCAUGUUGCCUAAAUGACUUAUAUCACACUAUAAUCCGCCAUUUUGAAAUGGGAUGUCUGCGUGAGUGCGCAUGUGCAAGAUCGAGGCCAUCUCGGACAAUCAUUUCAGCCAUGUUGUUCAAACAGGCCGGUCGCAUGUACCAGAGCUGCGGGACUCGCUCAUUUCACCUUUUACUGUAGCUACCGUCGGACUUAAAGGUUAUUCCUUCUAAAAGUUUGCUGUUUAAAUGCUUUCUUCAACCUAACACUGAUAAAUACCGCUAAAGUCUUUCUUUAAACAUGCUGGGUAAAUAUGAGUUUAAGUGCUUUCUUCUUUUAAAACGACAUGCUGUAUGUUAUUUGGUUUCACUUUUGUUUGUUUAAACUCAGCUGUUUCGUUUUGGGCAUGUUUGUACUGGUUUAAGUUCCGCCUGCUUUUCUUUCUUUUAAAAUAAUGCUAAAGUUUUUCUUCUUUAAAACAUUUAGUUUUUUUUCUUCUUUUAAAAUACGCCGUGGCGCUUGUGCCUACUCCUAACAACCCGUGGCUGCUGCUGGACGGACGCCCGCUGGACGUUUAUGCACUCUUAUAUUCAAUCCUGCUAUGUGUUUUAUUAUUCCUUAAAAAACGUAAUUAAAAAUAACACAUUAAUAAAUACAUGUAAUGUAUUUUUAUUCUAUUAAAGUUUAUCGGCAACCCUUAUCUCCCAAACCAUAUGGCCCCUAUCGGCAACAUGUGGCAUAAGCAUGUAUGAUAUCAUAUAUGGAGAUAACCCCUCGACCAAUCAGAAUAAGGGAUACGCCCCCCUCCCGCUUAUGACAUCAUAGAAGUGGGGAGCAUUAAGCUCCGCCCAAGGUACCAACUAAUAUUUUUUCCCAUUUCCCUGAGGUGCUUUUGGAGGCAUAUUGUUCAGCGAUGUUUUCUGAGACAGACCUUGGUACUCGCAUCCUGGCAGCAAGGGUAGACCUCAACACAGUCGGACUUGUGGAACCUUGUGUUGCUUCCCUUGUAAUUUCACCUGAUGAGGCCCUCAGUAGAGCAUUUGAUGAACUUCUAGGAAGAGCCUAUAGGGCUACAGUGUCUUUGGGCAUGAUUUGCAAUACCUUGGCACACCUGAUGCAGGCCAUGCAUUCUUCUGCCCCCCCCUGCAGAUGCAGCAAUGGGUGAAUUAAUGGACGUCUCCCUCUGGUCACUGGGUGUUAUUGCGAGUGAAUGCAGGCAGGCCUUGGGCUUGCUCAUACAGGCUAGGAAGCAGAUGUGGCUGGCCCAAUACCUGCUGUCAUAGCCCUGCUGUCAUAGUUUGAGGGCCUUGCCUUUAUUUCCAGGCCAGAUCUUUGGACCAGCAGUGCAAGAGGCUUUGGAGCACCAUGUGCUUGUCUAAUACCCACAACCAUCUGACUGGUCAUACUGCUUUCCAUUAUUUCCCAGCUCAGCAUCCUGCUUAGCCUCAGCCCCUGACUGACUGGAGUCAUGCCCCAGCUCAGUAGCAGCAAUCUGCCCGCCAAGAGCCUCACACCUUUAGGCCUGGUGGGGCCUCUGUUUACUAGCACCCUCCCAAUCACACUAAAAUCACCUGUCAAAGCCGUUGAGUCAAUGGCAGGCCGGUUUACCACCUCUCAGCUCCCAACCAUUGGACGGAAAUCAUGUUGAAUUGCUGGUUUUAUUUCAUGCUCUCAGAGGGAUAUAAUCUCCAAUUCUGCCAUUGACCUCCUGUGCGACCUGUGCUGUGGUGCGACCUACAGUCGUCUGCAAUCUGGGACAAAUACAGGCCCUUCAGCACUCGUCUAACCCUGCCUUUCGUGUCUCCUUCCCAUCUAGACAGCAGUUGUUGCUGACCAUCCUGUGUUCUUCCCUGUUGUCCUUCAAGCCCAUAGUGUGUUUCCCCAGCUCCCCACACUGCCACAUGACUCUGUGGGCUGAACAUGCAGCUAUAAACCUUUUGGUCAUGAGUUUGAGGUCAGCCUCUUCUGUUUUUUAGAUUUUGUUCCCCAAUGUUUCUUUUCUAUUAGUUUACUUGUUCUUAGUUUGUGGUUAUGUAUUAUUUGUCUUUGUUAUAUUCCUAUAUACUCGUUCAGCUGGAUGUAACUGUUGACGAUUUGGCCUGAUCCUGGAUCUGUCGGUUUUUCUAAAAUCUUGCUGGAUGUACGUGUUGUCAUAGCAGCACAUCCAAAUCCUCAAACCUGCUCGGAACAGGUUUGUUCUGUGUAAACCAGGAUUAGUUUGCACACGUAAUCAGUGUCCGUGCGUUGAAAUCCAAUCAGUAAUGGCCUCACCCUUCAUGGAUGAGCGACUAAUUGAUAUCGGUGCGCAAAUUUUAAGAAGAGAAUUUCAUAUAGAGAGGGUUUUGCACGAUCGGCAAGAUCCUUUAUUGCUCCUAGAGGAAAUUCUUUUUGAAAGGUACCGCUUUAGCCGAGGGGGAAUAUUGUACCUCAAACAUUUAUUAGCACCUUAUAUUCAAAGUCAAACUAGGCAAAGUAUACAGUAUAUACAUAAAAUAAAUGUGUGUGUGUGUGUGCAUGUGU
Molecule: messenger RNA, 5578 nt
Organism: Brienomyrus brachyistius
Lineage: Eukaryota; Metazoa; Chordata; Actinopteri; Osteoglossiformes; Mormyridae
Product: chemerin-like receptor 1
Exons: 2
Biological process (GO): positive regulation of cytosolic calcium ion concentration; chemotaxis; inflammatory response
Cellular component (GO): plasma membrane
Molecular function (GO): complement receptor activity; G protein-coupled receptor activity
Source: RefSeq, a predicted model, not a curated record